This is a messenger RNA of Aspergillus brunneoviolaceus CBS 621.78, 3561 nucleotides long. Its product is annotated as PH domain protein. Lineage: Eukaryota; Fungi; Ascomycota; Eurotiomycetes; Eurotiales; Aspergillaceae. The transcript has 4 exons. Bases 1 to 3561 code for a protein of 1186 amino acids. The record is from RefSeq and is a predicted model, not a curated record.
AUGGGUCGCUCGCGAGUGUUAUCGUUGAUGUCGGUUUUCGGCGGCUCCUCUCGCAAAGAUAACCCCAGCCAACACCAUCGGACCGCGUCGGCUUCAGUCACUUUGAAUCACCCCCCGUUUAGGAAUGAUCCCCCGACGCCAGAUACCGCUUCACCUGUUGAUGCGUCGCCGAUUAGUGGGACAUCCAACGCGGAACGACGAAUCUCGUCACGACCCGAUUCGACCUAUUUUUCGCACAAUCCCCCUCUGGUGGAGUUUUCGCAAGACACACCGCCAGAACUUCAGCCUAUUUUCGGCCAUCUCAACAGCCAUGCCAACAAACUAUAUCACGAAGGUUACUUCUUGAAGUUGAAUGACUUGGAUACUCACGGCCGGCCGUGUUCCGACCGACAAUGGGUCGAAUGUUAUGCGCAACUCGUCGGGACUGCUCUCUCUCUUUGGGAUGCUGCAGCGCUGGACGAGGCGGGAGACGAAGGUGACGUUCGCCCAACAUUCAUCAACUUGGCGGAUGCUUCGAUCAAGAUGUCUAGCCCCGAUACUGACUGGCAUUCACUCAUCAAGCUCGAAACACUACCAACUCGAAACCAGGAGGUACAGUCAUUGAAGAACAUACUGAGCAUAUGCUCCGCGGGCCAGAAUCGAUACCUCCUCCACUUCAAUUCUUUCCAUUCUUUGACGCAAUGGACUGCAGCCAUACGCUUGACUUUGUUCGAGCACACCUCCUUGUAUGAGGCGUAUACUGGCUCGAUCAUUGCUGGCAAAGGAAAGAGCCUGAACAAUGUCAAACAUAUCCUCGAGCGCAACCGAUUCAAACAUGAAGACUGGGCUCGUGUGAGAUUUGGCGCGGGAACGCCAUGGAAGCGAUGUUGGUUCGUCAUUACUCCCCCAAAUGAGAAGGAGUUCCAAAAAGCGCAGAAGUCGAUCAAGAAGUCGGCAUACGACCGCGCCCCUCGACUAGUCACAGGCCACAUCAAGUUUUACGAAACGAAGAAAACCAAGAAAGCGACGCCGAUUGCCACAAUCACCGACGCAUACGCUGCUUACGCGAUAUACCCACAGUCGAAGCCGUUGAUUGACCAGUCGACUUUGGUCAAAAUAGAAGGGAGAAUCACAGUCCAUUCACAACCGGAGUCCACCUCCGAAGGGUUCGUCUUCGUCAUGCCUGAAGUCCACCCAGCUGUUUCGGGCUUCGAAAUGAUGCUCCGCUUUCUGAUACCAACCUUUGACACGUUCAACCUCUAUGGAAGGCCGACUCGGCUGCUCGCCGCCACCAAUCACAUUAAAAGUAUCAUGUUCGCAUUUCCUAACCGGCGACGUUAUGGUUACUUGGAUAUCCUAGAUAUCUCCAGUCUCAUGCAGACACCUGGAAGCCAGAAUUGGAGCGAAGCGGAAUGGAGGAGGCAGCUCAAGGAGGCUACUUCACGACGCAUGGCGACAGCUGGAAGCCGGACUAGUAGCGUUUCUGGAAGCAAGCCACGCUUUCGGUCCAGUCUUCCAAGCCGUCAAGGCGGCAAUGUUCGCGCUGGACCCAAUCAGCGCAAUAUGACUCCCCCCGAGAAUCGACCAGGCUACAACCAGUCUACUGAUGCUAUCGUUCGCGCGGGGCCUGAAAGUGAUCCCAUCUCCCCAGUACAUCACGCGCGUGGUGCUUCUGAUUUCGCUGGGCUUGCCUCUCAGGCCCAGGUUCCUGUUUCUCUUAGCGACAGCUCCCCGCCAUCAUCAUCUCACGAGCUUCCGCCAAACGGAGAACGAGCCCGCGAUAGUGACCGUAGCAGUGUGGAGGGUGAGCCAAACCCUCAUGCAGAUCCUGCGGCCGAAGCUGUUGGUCAACAGUUCCGCCCUGUGUCGCCUCCUUCGCCGGUGGCCCAACCGCCUGCUUUCACUCACGGACCGGGAGAGGUUCCCCCUACCCGGCCUAGGCCGUCGUCCGACUUAAGGAAAGUCAACAACAGAAUGUCGGACGCCACUCUUACACAGCUUGUGGCGGCUUCCGGGGGUUUAAGUCGUCUUGGUCCUGAUGUGCCGGCAGAAAACCGAGCGACGACGACAGACUCGAACGAGCCCAGUCCAAUAACCCCAAGCAAUGAAUCUAUCGAGCACUAUGCAGACUGGGUGAACCCGGAGGCAAUUAGGAGCAGCGAUCCACAACCUGCCCCGCCUAUUGGCUCUCGUUCUGGUUCCUUCGGGCCACCACUGGCUAUACCUAAGGCACGUGGUCUGCGCCUGGAUACUACAAAGGCUGUCAAGAGGAAGCCCGUACCUCAGCAGUACGCUGGGGAGCCAGAUUCUUCGAGUAUGACGGGGGAGCCCAGCUUUGAUGAUCUUCGCCACACUGUUAAUGAAGAGGCCCUCAACUGGGUUGGUAGCCGCCAGCUAUCAUUCACAUCGCGAGAGCCUGGGAACCGCCAAGAUGAGGGAAGCAUUUACGACGAUGAGUCAGCUGCAUCCCCUGAUUAUGCUAGUACAAAAGGGUCUGUCUACAGCAAGCGCUCGGUCAAGUCGAUCCCUCGACCUAGGAUGGGAGUCAUGAAGACGGUAGGCACGGUGCCUGACAAGAAGGAUUAUGUCAUUGGCGACGCGCAUUACGCUCUUGAACAGUCGGCAGAGCCCAAUCCCGACAUUCCCACUAUCGACUUUGGCCCGACAAUGACUUUGAUGCCUACCACCGCACGUCCUAGUACCUCGGAGACCUAUAAAAAAAUGGGUCACGAGAGGAGCGAUUCAAAUGUAACAGAAAAACAAGCUCCCCCGCACCACAUGGAGCGCUCGCAUUCUCGGUCACCCAGCAUGAUGUGGCAGCCGGGCAUGGCUGCUCCGCGACCAACCACUCCUGGCCGACUCACACCAGAGCAAUUUGUGCAACAACGGUCAGCUCCCAGCCCGCCUGCUCAUGUCCACCACCGAACUCUAUCUUCAUCAGCAACGGCGAAAUUAGCACCAGCUCUCCCUCGGCCCCUUUCUGGAGAAUGGACGAGCGGAUCCAGGCAACAAACGCACCCGUCUGGCCACAAAGAGGGCCCGGCGCGUCCUCACUCUCGUGGCGCUAGUACUGUCAUGAACUACAACGAACUCUCGUCGCAUUUGUCGGCCCGCGAGCAGGAGCAUAUCUCUCGUAUGACUGGCGCUCCGCUGCUUGAUUUCUCCGGCGGGCACAAGCCUCAAGUGACUCCUGUUAAUCCCAUGGGUCUGGUUGGGGCCAUUGAUGCUCGAGAGCGCGAGAAGAAGAGCAUCCGCGAAGGGGUUUCCAACCAGAUGGUGCAGCACGCCAUCGCACAGCGUCAGCAACACUGGCAACAACAGCAGCAGCAGCCAAUGCCCGCACAGCCCCAGACUCAGCCAUAUAGCCAAGAUAACCACUACAGCGUGUAUAACCUUCCUGCAGCCAGCCGGACCUGGGACGCUCUCAACCAGCCUUACUAUCCAGAAGAGCCGCGGCGCCAGUCGUGGUACGGGCAAUACUUCGCAGCGCAAAAGUCACGGACGCCCCCAGCGCAUCAUCACACUCAAUCUCUCGGCCAGCCGGCUGCUUAUUUCAGUAAUGCCAACGCCAGCCAUUACUAG